AUGAAACGCAGCCGACCGACCAGUGCUCGUGACGAGCCGUCGUCGAAGCGUGCGAGCUCAUCGGCGAGUACGGAUAAGAACAAGAAGCCACGUACUGAUGCCCCGCUCGCACCACAUCUCGCAGCGCGGCCGCAGCCCUUGGAGGCGUUCCCUCGUGGUGGUGGCACGGGCCUAACGCCGGUAGAAUACCGCCAGUCCGUCUUGGAGGGUCGACGUGAGUCGGCGGCGGCUGCCGCGGACGACUUAUUCCAGGAAGGGGGUGCGUCGAAGCGCUCGAAGCUGGUUGGGAAGCAACGCAAGAAGACGAAGAAGGAAGAACGCAAACGCGACGUGCCGAAGGACCGUGUGCGUGUAGAGCUGCUCAACUACAAGCGAUUGAUGCCUGGCACAAAGAUCCUGUGCAAUGUGUUAGCGGUACACCCACUCGCUGUGGUGGUAUCGAUGUGUGACCAGCUGCUCGGUCAUGUCCCAGUGACAAGCGUCAGUCAAACCCUCACAGAACGUCUGCAGCGUGCGUUGGAUGACGAGGACGAGGAGGAGAGUGAUGAAGAGAAGGCUGCCCCGCCUGAGCUUCACGAGCUCUUCCAUGUCGGACAGUGGGUACGUGCCAGUGUGGAGUCGGUAAAUGCGCCAGGGGCUAAGCGCCAAUGGGGUAUGGGCCGUGAAGGCGGCGAAUACGAGCGUGAGAGCCAGCGUGUGCAGCUCACGCUGGAGCCGCGUGUGGUGAAUGAAGGCAUUCGCCUAGAGGAUCUAAGUGCAGGCUACCUACUCUCUGCCACCAUUCAGAGCGAAGAAGAUCAUGGCUACACGUUGGAUCUGGGUCUGCAAGACGACGUACAUGGGUUCUUGCCGUUCAAGGCGACUGGCGAUGCGCCGCUGCCGGUCGGCGCCGUGGUCCUUCUUACCGUGGACAGCGUGGAGGGCCGUGUAGUCCGAUGUGCCUACGCGACGAAGCCUACUACGAAGCCUGUGGCUACGCCGCCGAGUCAGACAGCUGUUCUGCCGGGCCUGCCUGUCAAGGCGCUAAUUACGGCACGUGUGCCGCAAGGUCUGAGUGUCAAACUGUUCGGCAUGUUGGACGGUACGAUUGACACGUUCCAUAUUCCGACGCAGCUGGAGGAAGAACAGCUGCAGCCCGGCCAGAAGAUUGACGCGCGCGUCCUCUGGAACAUGCCAGGCGACUGGGACCAGGCACAAGACGAUGCCCUAGACACGGUGGGUGCUCGUCGAAUUGGCCUGAGUGCCGCGCCGCAUGUUGUCUCGCUGACCUCGCCCCUGGUCGAGCACAAGGCCUUGCCAGAUGCCUACCCGAUCGGCACGCGCCUGCGUGUGCGUGUGGCGACGGUGUUUACAGAGUGGGGAUUGCUGUGCCGCGUCGUGGAUGCCCCCAUUUCGGCCUUUGUUCACAUUGCGCGUGUCUCGGACGACCACAUUGAAGCCCUGGCACCGACCUCCGGUGCGUACCAAGUCGGCUCGGAGCAUGAAGCACGCGUGAUUGGCCAUGCUAUGACGGAUCGAUUGCUCUUGCUUAGCUUGCAGACCUCGGUCCUGGAGAAGCAGUUUAUGCGUGUGAGCGAGGUGCCGGUGGGUGACGUUGUCCGUGUCACCAUCCGGAAAGUCACGCCGCAGGCCAUCUUUGUGCGUCUGAGCGGCAAUGUGGACGGCGUCGUGUUCCCUAUGCACUACUCGGACGUUCGCCUAGCGCACCCUGAGAAGAAGUUCAAGCCCAACUUGGAGCUCAAGGCCCGCAUCAUUCACACGGAUCCCAUGCGCAACCGCAUUGUCUUGACAUUCAAGCGCACGCUAGUGCAGUCGGAUCUCCCCCUUGUGUCGUCGAUCGAGCAGGCUCGUGUCGGUGUCAUUACCACGGCUGUGGUCCUCCGUCAGCUUCAGGCCAGUAUUCUCGUGGAGUUGGGCGGUACGCUUCGUGCUGUCGUGCCUUUCUCGGAGGCCUCCGAUACGAGUCUCACGCCGGGCCAGCUGCAAGAGCUGUACCCGACGGGCAAAGUGGUCAAGGUGCGGCUGACCAAGGUCGAGCCGGACACGGGCCGCAUUACGGCAAGCAUCAGGCAAACCUCGGCCGUCUACUUGGAAAAGCUGAAUGUCGAUGCGGUGCAGGUGGGCGAGGAAGUGCAGGCUCGCGUCGCGGCGAUCAAGGACGACGUGGCCAUCACGACGUUGGAGCCCAGCGGCACACGUGCGUUGAUCGCAUUGAGCUACUUGGCCCAGCAGCGCAGCUGCAGUGUACGUGAGCUUCACAAUGAGCUGCAGGAAGGCGAUCUGCUGGAACGGCUGUAUGUGGUAUCGAAGAACAAGGCCAAAGGUCUGGUCAUCCUAAGCCAUGAGCCUCCAGCGAAGGCGGCGCCUGUGGCCCCUGGUGCCGUGCAUCACGGCAAAGUCAUGGAGCGGCAGGAAGCCCAGCUCACUUGCACUGUGGCCCUCGCAGGCACCAACUGUCGUGCGCGUCUGCAUGUGACAGAGUGCAACGAUGAUCUGAGUAAAGCUGUGCUGCCUUCGCUGCAUGACGUCAUUGAAUGUGUGGUAUUGGACGUACGCAAGCAUGGCCGAGAGGCCGAAGUCUCGACACGUCUCUCGCGUCGAGACCAAGAGGAUGCGAAGGAUCCUGUGGUGGACCGUGCGGACCAGCUGGAAGAAGGUAUGCAUGUGCGUGGUAUCGUCAAGUCUGUGACGGAUCACGGUGUUUAUGUCUCGCUGGGUCGCCGUGUGGAUGCGCGUGUUAUGAUCAAGGAGCUCUUUGAUGAGUACGUGAAAGAUUUCCGUGGUCGGUUCCAUGUGGGCGAGUGUGUGCGUGGUACAGUGCUGCGUGUCGAGCCGUCCGGCAAGGUGGAGCUGUCGUUAAAGAAGAGCCGGCUCUCGCCUACCAAGUCAUCCAAGACCAGUCGUUGGCACGAUUUCCAUGAAGGUGACAAGGUCAAUGCCUACAUCCGCGGCACGGCUGAUUAUGGUGUGUUUGUGCAAGUCGAUGGCACAGAUAUCAGUGGCUUGUGUCAUAAGAGUGAGUUGUCCGACAGUCAGUCAGCAGAUGCCGUUCGUGCGUUUGCCGUGGGCGAUCGUGUGAAGGCUGUCAUCCUGAAAAUAGAUGCCGAAAAGAAGCGGAUCUCGUUCGGUCUGAAGCCCUCGUACUUUGACGAAGAGGAUAUGAGCGACGACGAGGAAGAGGGCACCGACGACGAGGAUGACGAAGAGGGCAACGAUGAUGAGGAGGAAGACGAGGUCGAGCAGGAUUUGAUUGAUGACGAGGCGGAGGUGGAUGAUGAUGUGGAGGAAAGUGAAGACGAGGAGGACAGUGAGGAGGACGAGGAGGAUAUGGCCGACUUUAUCGAUGAUGGUGAGGAUGUCGACGAGGACGAGGACGAGGAGGACGACGAGGACAUGGCCGAUUUUAUCGACGACGAUGACGACGAUGUCAAUGCCGACGAAAACGACGACGACGACGACGACAGUCACUUGCCGAAGCAGUCACUCCAGGAAGGCUUCCGGUGGGGUGCGUCUACGGAGGCCAGGGACGACGACAAUGACGACGACGAGUCGGACGAUGAGCCGAUGCCCAAGGCCAAGGCCAAAAACAAAAAGACGUCGUCAGAGGACAUUACUGCCGAACUGGAUACCAAGAAACUCGAGUCGGCAACCGAUUACGAACGUCUUCUUCUAGGCUCGCCCAACAGUUCGUACCUGUGGAUUCAGUUCAUGACCUUCUACUUGCAGUUGGGCGACGUCGAUAAAGCGCGUCAAGUGGCUCGACGUGCGAUCAAAGUCAUCAAUUUCCGUGAAGAGCAAGAAAAGCUGAAUGUUUGGAUUGCGCUCCUCAACGUCGAGAAUAUGUACGGAUCGCCGGAUACAUUGAAUGGUGUGUUUAAAGAAGCCAUUCUGCUGAACGAUGCGUAUGAAGUGCAUAUGCGUCUGAUUGCCAUCUAUGAACAGUCGAACAAGGUGGACGAAGCGAUUGAUCUUUUCAAGCGGGCCGCCAAGAAGUUUGGCGCACGUGUGACAUUAUGGAUAGAUUGGUACCAAUUCUACCUUCGCCACGAUCGCGCAGAGGAAGCACAUGCGCUGGUCUCGCGCAGCUUGCAGAGCCUUGAUCGCGUGGAUCAUAUUCGUGCGCUGACGGCCUAUGCCUUGGCCGAGUUCAAGUUGGGCGAUGUCGAGCAUGCACGGACGAUGUUUGAGACGCUAGUAUCGCGCUACCCUAAGCGCCUGGAUCUAUGGUGGCAGUACAUGGACCAGGAAGCGCGGGUAGAGAAUAUCAACGGCGUUCGUUCGCUUAUGGAACGUGCUAUGGUGGCGCGAAAGCACACGACGAAGCAGAUGAAGUCGCUCCUCCAAAAGUGGUUGGUCCUGGAGAAGCGUAUCGGUGAUGACGCGGGUGUCCAAGCCGUGCUGGACCGUGCGCGUGCCUUUGUGGCGCGUGUCCAAGGCCAAGAGACGUCCAAGGACGAUGAGGACGACGACGAUGAGGACGACGACGAAGAGGACGACGACGACGACGACAUGUAA
Messenger RNA from Malassezia pachydermatis, 4515 nucleotides. RefSeq names its product u3 snornp-associated protein rrp5. The record is from RefSeq and is a predicted model, not a curated record. Gene Ontology annotation, biological process: rRNA processing. Lineage: Eukaryota; Fungi; Basidiomycota; Malasseziomycetes; Malasseziales; Malasseziaceae. The transcript has a single exon. Bases 1 to 4515 code for a protein of 1504 amino acids. Gene Ontology annotation, cellular component: small-subunit processome; nucleolus. Gene Ontology annotation, molecular function: protein binding; RNA binding.